Molecule: messenger RNA, 2037 nt
Organism: Tetrahymena thermophila SB210
Lineage: Eukaryota; Ciliophora; Oligohymenophorea; Hymenostomatida; Tetrahymenidae
Product: transmembrane protein, putative
Exons: 6
Source: RefSeq, a predicted model, not a curated record
AUGUUUUUAACUGGAGAUAUUCAAAAGAGCUAGCAUAUUUCAGAAGAAUUAGAAUAACUGUAAGAAGAGGAAGGAUAAAAUAAUAAUGAUUCAGAUUUAGAUGAAUCUUUCUUAGAAUAACUUUCUUAAAACCAUCUAAGAGAGUAGAAUAAAGAAGAUACCAAAGAAAGAUAGACCUAAAAUUGUUAAAAUAUGGACAAUGUUAAAUAAAUUACAUAAAAUAAAAUAAAUCAGAAGAACUAAACUGCAGAUUCUUCAAGUUUUUUAGCUUUAACUUAAAUAAUAGGGAAAAAAAUAAGCUCUCUCUUUUCUUUUCCAUUUUUGUUUAAACUUAAGUAAAAGUUAGAUCUUAGGUUGGAAUCAAGCAUAUUUUAAAAAGAAUAUAGUAUUACUAUAAAGGGAUUUAUAAUUAGUUUAAUGCUGUUACUAAUUAGUUACUUAUAUUCACUUGGAAUUAAAAAAACAUUUAUAAUUCUUACUGUGUUGAUAAUAUCUUGUUUCUACAAAAAAGGAAUUUCACUUAAGUUGCUUAACUAUCUAAUAUCUAUCCUUCUAUUACCUUAAUAAGGAUAUUUGAAAUUGAGAGAUAGUAUUUUUUAAGUUUAUGAAAAUACUUAUCUUUAAUUUAAGAAAUCUCUAACUUUUAUCAGAGAGACAGAACUAUUACUAAAUAGAAUGAGAUUAGGUACUCCAUCAUAAAUUAUUUAAAAAUUUGAAAGAAUCGCUGAGACUCGAUAAAAUUAGUAGAUUGAUUAAAAAUAAUACUCUUAAAACUCUGAAUAAGAUAAUUUGAUUAAUGAUUCCUACAAAAAUUAAUUAGUCUAAUUUUAGUUUAGCUGUAUUAAUUUAAGGACAUAAACAGUAGAAUUGCUAAUUGAGGUGAUUAGUAGAUACAUAAGUUUUUUGAAGAUUAUAUAUUUUUUAAAGAAAAGUUAAUCUCUCAAAAUUAAAUGCUAAAUAUUUGAAAGUUAAAUACUAAAAAAGAGCAUUUAAAUAGAAAAUAUUUCUAAUUUAUGGAACACAUUUUGUGACAUUGUGGAAUAUUCUAAAAGUCAAUUCAACGAAGAAUUAUUUUGUUACUACCUAUUUAUUUUAAUUGGUUAAAUGAAGAAAAUUUAUGACAGCAAAAAUGCGUUAGAAAAAGGUUUUUAAUUUUUUUUAAAACAAGAAAUGCAAACAUUCUAAGAAAGUGAUGAAGUGAAAAAAAUCAAUUAAGAAAAAGAAGAGGUACAAUUACUUCCAGUUCUCAAAUAAAAAUACUCUAGAGAAUGUCAUAAGUAUAAGCUUACUCUUAAAGCUCUGGUUAACUGCACUAUAGAAAAUACUAAUUCUGAUCAAUUAUAAACAGAAUAAAUAUAAACAGAAAAUUGUAAUGAAUUUAAAAAAGAAAAUUUAAAAAGCUAAAAUCAAAAAUUCAUUUCUGAGAAAGCAAAUAACCAAAAAUAAAAUAAUCAUACAGUAUUUUUAUAGAAUGGUUAAGACUGGUUAAUUUAAUUAAGAGAUUAACUUAACUUAUAAAUGCAAAAUAUGAUUUAAAUAAAUGAUCAAAUAAAUCAAUAAUUAGAUUUCAAACUAGGUCUUGUGAACCAUAAGAACUAAUAAUAAUCUGAGAGCUGCACAAUAAAUGAAGGUUAUUAAAAUUAAGAAGUAAAAGAAAAUAUUUUUGAAAAUGUAAAUGAUCAAGAUAUACAAAAUGACUAAUCAAACACCAAAAAUAUCAUCAAAGUUUUUGAGGCUAACACAUUCAUUGAUGAUUAAUCUGAGAAUUAGUAGGAAGGAUUAUAUUUUGGAAAGAGCUUCAUUAGUAAUAAAAUUUAAAACUAAGUGGAUUUUUUAGGUGAAAUGAAAGAAUUUUUGUAAUAAAAGUAAAAAAAGCCAGUUAUUGAAUAAAAAAUAAUUCUAGAUUCAGAAGAGGAAAGGAUUAACUAUGAGAAAAAUAAGAUAAAUAUGCAAGAUAUUGCCUAAUAAAGAUAACUAUUUUAAUAGGCUAAUAAAAUUUCCUUACUUUCGGAACUUAAAUUUGUCAUGAAUAAAUGA